Messenger RNA from Vollenhovia emeryi, 611 nucleotides. RefSeq names its product lipopolysaccharide-induced tumor necrosis factor-alpha factor homolog. NCBI's taxonomy places the organism in Eukaryota, Metazoa, Arthropoda, Insecta, Hymenoptera, Formicidae. The transcript has 4 exons. The record is from RefSeq and is a predicted model, not a curated record. Gene Ontology annotation, molecular function: zinc ion binding. The coding region runs from base 121 to 468 and encodes 115 amino acids.
CUACACUCGUCGCUGAUAACUCCACACUCCUCUAGUGCGAGUUUGGUACGCGUCGUGAGCAUUCGGGCGUUCUCCAACGAGCAUUCUCUGACGCAACAGAUAACAAAGGUAACAAUUUAAAUGAAACAAAUGGAGCCACCAAGCUACACGUCGCCACAAUACCCUUAUCCGCAACCACCACCAUCAAUGCCGCCGACAUCAAUGCCACCACCACCACACACGGUACACAUUGUAGCGGGAGGGGGCCUCGGCAAUGAGAGUCAGCAUAUGGUCUGUCCACACUGUCAUGCUAAUAUAUCUACGCGCGUAGAAUCGGAAGCGAACAUGAAAACACAUUUGAUGGCGGCGUUGCUCUGUCUGUUCGGAUGCUGGUGUUGUGCCCCGUGUCCUUACUGCAUGAAUUCUUGCCUAGUUCAGAAACAUUACUGUCCAGCAUGUAGUUCUUACCUUGGUCAAUCCGACAAUUAGUCAACUCUACUUACGAUAGAAAUAGAAGAUACUGCAGAAUUAUAUUACCAUCAGUCAGGAUAUACGAUUCGUAACCCAGAUAGCACACGUAUAGUUCUAUGAAUAUUCUUCUGGAGUGCAACAGAAUAUUCUACAAGUAUAUA